Mus musculus (house mouse) is the source of this 3725-nucleotide messenger RNA. It is a transcript of the gene Cyren, whose product is annotated as cell cycle regulator of NHEJ. The record is from RefSeq and is marked validated. Lineage: Eukaryota; Metazoa; Chordata; Mammalia; Rodentia; Muridae. Bases 579 to 1052 code for a protein of 157 amino acids. Gene Ontology annotation, cellular component: cytoplasm; nucleus; chromosome. Gene Ontology annotation, biological process: double-strand break repair via nonhomologous end joining; negative regulation of double-strand break repair via nonhomologous end joining. The transcript is spliced from 4 exons.
GUUCUGAAUCCCCGGAACCCACGGGAAGGACCGCAGCGCUGCCCUCCCCUCUUGCCCACGGUUCCAUCCUGUCCCCAGGCCCCCGGCUCUGCGCCCUCUGCGGUAGGGAGGGAGUGGCGCGGCCAGCUCCGCGCUAGUGCAGCGACGUCCCGCGUGUGCCUUCUGGGUGAGAUUUUCCAGGGACCCAACGGGCCCGACCCGAUCAGCGCUGAGCUCCAGAAACCUUGCGGCGGGCAGGACCUGGCUGCUGGCUCGAUGGUCGAUAUCCAGCUUUCUACGACUUUGUGCACGCUAAUUCUUAACCACGUCUGUUUCUCGUCUAUAAAAUGGACAUGAUACACAUGUACUGCCGGGUCUGACUCAUUUCUGUACACUGUCACUCACUGGAUGGUAUUCCUCUUAAUCGACUUCUGUUCUGUGGCUGGACAAGUUGUUUGGUUUAAAUGAAGUUAUAAACAGUCAUUCUGGAUGAGCCAAAAUUGUCUACUGGUGCAUUGAAGAUCGGCACCCACUGGGGUCAGAUGAGCCUGGUGUGACAAGAGAGUGUGAGUUUUGGUCCUGUUCUAGAGAAGCAAGCCAUGGAAACCCUAAAAUCCAAGACCAAAACGAGGGUCCUCCCCUCUUGGAUGACAGCCCCUGUGGAUGAGAGAAAGGUUGUAUCAGUGAAGACAGCCACAAGGAAGCAGACAGCCGCCUGGGCCCAGAGAGUGGGGGCAGCAACAAGAGCCCCAGCCACGGAGACCGUGUACUGCAUGAAUGAAGCUGAAAUGGUAGACGUGGCACUGGGGAUCCUGAUUGAGGGCCGCAAACAGGAAAAGCCCUGGGAACAGCGGUCUCUGGAGGCCACUGAUAAGCUGCAGCUCUCCCCUCCCUGUUCCUCGUCCCCCGGGAGCAGCAGUGAGGAAGAAGACAGCAGGAUCAGCUCUCUUGCUCCAGGCCUCAGCCCUCCCCGGGGACCAGAAGCUUCGGACUCUCCCUGUAGCAGAAGCCCGGAGGAGGAGAAGGAGGAGGAAGACGCGUUGAAGUACGUCAGGGAAAUAUUUUUCAGUUAGUAUGAAUUGUUCACUGCUUCAGCUGAGAGCUGUGGGUGCUGCCCACCCCUACUGGCCCCUGCCACCCACGAAAACCAGGCUUUGCUCCCAACUUCCAGUCCCAGGAGGUUGUCAGUUUGGGUGGGACUUUUUCUGUAGCAGGAUGCAGAAACGCAUCCUGUUACAGACUUUCCCUGCUCCACCCUCGGGCCCUGAGGGAUGGCAAUCCCAGCCCCGAGUUUCAUUCACAGUAAAAGUGAGGUCUUGGGCCUACUUGCCAGAUGCAAAGGAAAAUAGAGCUGCCGAGAACAUGGGUAUUCUAGACAGGCAGCCAGAUCUCGACUUAAAGAGACCUAUGAACAGUCUCCCUCACGACACAGUCCAGCAGUAAGCUUCCACCCUCCCAACCAAACAGGCUGGCAACUGCCCACAGUUCCCUGCCAGUCUAGGAGCCUCCUGCUCCUAGACUGUGAGGCUGGUGAGCCACACAGGCCCUGUCUACCACCAGUCACCUCUCUUCCUCCUGGGGCCUCCACCUUGACCCCUGUAAGGGAGAGUGGGACACGGGUCGCUGAGGACAAAAGAUCACACCAGAGUCCAGGUUUCUUUAUAUUCACUUUGGCUUUUGAUGAGCACAGAAUGAAGAACUCAUUGCCACGUAGGUUUUCUGAUAUACAGGCACUGAACAAAAUAUAUACUGAUGCCGCGAUGCAUAAUAAAGACCAUGCCUUCUGCCUUUCCAGUUCUGGGUAAGGUGAGGGGACACGGUGUGUGUUUGUGACGACUAUUCAAUCCUGUUCACCUUCCAGGAGUUGACACAUUUUGCGUCUGCAUCCCUGGGUCACGAGGAUGGCUUAACAGCUGAUUCCUGUUUGCUGUCAGGUCCAGGGACCCCUUCAGGGGACCCUAAAAAGCCAGUGAGGCUUCUCUUUGUGCUGACAGGACUCGGUGUUAAAGCAGGUUGCUUGUUUGUUUGUUUUUUGUUUUUCCCCUAAUCAUCCCAUUUGUUGCCAUAACCAUCACAGAGUUCUAGUUUGACACUUUGCCAAGAUAGCUUGGAAGUUUGGCCUCUGACAGACUCCCACCUGCCUGGGACUAUAGGAAUCCCUGUGCUAAUGAGCUACAUGGUACCCUAAGAAACUGCAGGUACCCCAGCCCUCCAAGCCGCCUCUGGGUUCCUUGACACCACAGCCCGUCUGCACAGUGAGUGGUCCCCUCUGCUGUGCUGGAGAUCAACAUUAGCUAUGACACAGGGUGACUGAGAAGAACUACUCAGCACAGGUCCUCUGGCACCUUCUUGGAGCACAGUUGGAACCGAACCCUUGCAAUCCCAUAAUAAGCCUUUGUAAGACCGGACUAACAGUUCUCCCACUGGUUCUUGUCCUCCUUAUCCCGUGGCGGGAACCUAACCGUGGCCACAAGCAAGAAGAUGAGUAACAGCUGGGCUAGGCAUAGAGCUGGCAAGGCAGGCCCCAGGAAGGAGAGCCUGAGCCACUUCCACACGAAGGAGAGGAAGAGGCUUAGUCCUCCGGCCAACAGAAUGGAGGAUGCCGCCAGGAAGCACACGGCCAGCCGCCACUCUCCCUCAUCUCUGUUGUACUGGGCAAGGAGGAGAGGCAGAGGGACGAACACUGUGAGGACCAGGGCUCCAUACACACCGAGCCUGGCCAGGGCUAGUCCAACCUGAGGAAUGCCCAGCACGUCCAGCUCGGGAAAGUUGUAACAUGCUAGGGAGCCCAUGUCCUCCUUCCACAGACAGAAGUUGUAGAAGCCGAUUCUCAGGCUAGGUAGGUCAGCGAGGUUGCCAGCCUUCCAGAGGAGAGCGUAGAACAUCAGGCACAGGGCCGCGGCCAAGAGGAUCAUGAUGCCCACGAAGGGCAGGUGGUUGUUCCGCCACAGCCUGGAGAAGGCCAUAUCUUCUGCUGUUGCAGGGAGACCUGGAAAAGGUCACAGCAGUGAAUAUCUAGCCCUUUCCUUGUGUUUACAAGUUCCCAUUCUUUCUGUCCUCAUGAAGAUAGGAGGUCCCAAGUCACAGCCAGGUCCCAGUCACAGUGGUCCACUGCUUUGAGGUUAGAAGGAACUGGGCAGCUGUGGAAACCUGAAGUAUCCUGAGCCGCAGCCCUCAGGUAAAGGGCUUUCCCGCAGCAUGGAUAUCACAGGCUGUUGGGGGCUCUCUGAGAGUGUCUCAGGUCCUCAUAAAGGUGGGUUUGCAGGUGUGAGGGUGAAGGGCAAGCCUCACGGUUAGUUGGGACGGCAGCUUGAGGUAGGUGCGCGAGGCUUGACUGAGCCUAAGCUCAGUUGCUGCUGACAACCACUUAGAUGACUGCAGAACUACCCAGCUAGGCUACAUGACAGUCAGCCCAGUGUCUGCAGGCUGGGUGUGCGUGGUCAGCAAAGCUCUAUGGCUCAGUUGGUUGGAUGUGAGCCUGAGUGAAGGAUCAGUGGCCUGUGCCUCCUUCCCCGUUUAGGGAACUGAACCUCUCCUUGGGUGAAAUCACACUAUUGUAUGAUGUUGCUUUUAAAACAUGUCUGUCUGUCCCCUCCUCCCAUAACAACAGUAAUCUAUUAGUCUAGGAAAUUCUGGAAACUUUUUAAAAGAAAAAAAUUAAAAUAACCCUUUAUCCUACCACCAUAGUAAAACCACUGUUCAUAUUUCACAGACAUUUCCCCUAUGUGAUUAUAUGUCUUUAAAGC